GCUUUCAUUUGAUAAAAAAAAUCAUCUUUGAACGAAGACAAAACCAAAAAAAAGCUCUCUUUGAUCUUCCAUUUUGUGUCACCUCCACACCUUGAAUUCUCUUUCUCUCUCUAACCCCAUUUAUGUUUUUCUGGUUCUCAAAAGAUUCUACAGUGGAUAGCAUCUCCUUCUCUGCAAAUAAAAUCUAACCGUUGGAUUGGGUAAUACACCCAAAAUGUUUAAUCGAAUUCUAAACCUCUUCUGUGCUGUGUCCAAAUUUUGAGAGAUUUUGUUGGACUCUCUGGCUUUACAUUUGUCCAUGGCUACUGUGACAACUGACACCAGAUUUAUCCAACACCAUACCGGUAAUGAGGUUAACAGACAUGAGAUUCAAGCUGCCAUUGCCAAAGCUGUCGAGCUCAGAGCUCUUCAUGCUGCUCUGAUGCAUACUAAUACAAAUAGUCCUUCUAAUUUCAAGCUUCCUUCUUCUUCUUCUCCUGCUUCACUUACUAAUCCUCAGUUCUCUGCUCAAGAUUAUCCUGUGUUUACCCCAAGUUAUGAAGAUGAACCAUUAUCUGGGUAUCAACAAAAUGAGCCAAAAAGUAGAACAUUAUCUGAAAUUUGGGAUGAGUAUGGGCUAGGAGGAGGAGGAGGAGGAACUGGGGAUGAAACAGUUUUAUCAGACUAUAGAAAGGAGAAUUCUUGUUCAAGAAAAGGGUUGCAUUGUGAUAUGACCAACUUAGAGUCUCAUACUUGUGCAGCUGAGGACCAAAAAUCUGUGAUAGGUUCUUGUGCAAACCAUAUCACAGUGCUGCAAACCUCUCCUGUCCACAAUGAUUUGUUCAAGUCAAGAAGGAGAAAGAGUUUGGGAGAUUUCAAAACGGUGUCGUCUUGUAAUAGAUGCAGGCCUGCAACUAUAACUUCAGAAUCUGAUAGUGGAGCCAGGAACAGGAGGACUUCCAACAUUGUUGUUCCAUUGACAGACUCUCAUUCAUCGAUUCAAUCACAACCCAAGAACCGUGGUGUGAUGUCUUGGUUGUUCCCUCGGUUUAAGAAGAAGAACAAACACGAAAACUCUCCGAAUCGAACUGAGUCUGAAGAUGUGUCUCAAAUUUUUAGGGAGUCUGGGAUUAUGUCAAUUGAGGCACUUAGAAAAGAGCUCAUAGAAGCACAUGAGAAUAGAGAUGCAGCCUUAAUGGAAGUCUCUGGUAUGAAAUCUUCUCUUGGGGAGCUGAGGCAGAAGCUUGAGUGUUUGGAAACUUACUGUGAAGAGUUGAAGAGAGCUUUGAGACAAGCAACACAAGCUAAGUACUCCCCAACCCCUGAAAAUCUCAGAAACUUUCCCCAGAGAGGAAAAUCUGUAGAGGGUAAUGCUGAAAACUUGAUGCCUGUUAGUGAGGAAGUAAUGGUGGAAGGUUUCUUACAGAUUGUAUCAGAAGCAAGAUUAUCAGUAAAACAAUUCUGUAAGACCCUUGUAAUUCAGAUUGAAGAAACUGAUACUAUGCUUGUGGAUAAUCUCAACUUGCUUCUUCAACCAUAUAAACUUUCCCUCAAUUCAAAAUAUUCAAAGGCAGUUCUUUACCAUGUAGAAGCCACUAUAAACCAGUCACUAUACCAAGACUUUGAGAACUGUGUGUUUCAGAAGAAUGGCUCACCAAAGAUUCUGGACCCUUAUCAAGAUAGGCAAGCUCAGUUCGCAUCAUUCGUCGCACUAAGGAACUUGAGCUGGAAUGAAGUGUUGAGGAAAGGCACCAAGUAUUACAGUGAAGAGUUCAGUAAGUUUUGUGAUCAGAAGAUGAGCCAUAUCAUAACCACACUGAAUUGGACUCGACCUUGGUCUGAACAGCUUCUUCAAGCUUUUUUUGUUGCUGCCAAAUGCAUUUGGUUGCUUCAUUUGCUAGCCUUUUCGUUUAACCCUCCACUGGGAAUACUGAGGGUGGAAGAGAACAGCAACUUUGACUCACAUUACAUGGAAGAUGUGUUAAUGGAAAGGCAGAGAUCAAAUGGUCCUAGCCGUGUUAAGAUCAUGGUUAUGCCUGGUUUUUAUGUUCAGGACCGGGUUUUGAGGUGUAAGGUUCUUUGUAGGUACAAAUCUGUAACAUGAAAUAAUUUGGAAACCCUCUGGUUUUCCUAAGGUUUACCUUUGAUUAGUGAAGUUUGUAGCUUUAAAGUGUUUA
Humulus lupulus (European hop) is the source of this 2156-nucleotide messenger RNA. Its product is annotated as IRK-interacting protein. The record is from RefSeq and is a predicted model, not a curated record. The coding region runs from base 299 to 2083 and encodes 594 amino acids. NCBI's taxonomy places the organism in Eukaryota, Viridiplantae, Streptophyta, Magnoliopsida, Rosales, Cannabaceae. The transcript has 2 exons.